Limulus polyphemus (Atlantic horseshoe crab) is the source of this 5655-nucleotide messenger RNA. Its product is annotated as alpha-1A adrenergic receptor-like. Gene Ontology annotation, biological process: G protein-coupled receptor signaling pathway. Gene Ontology annotation, cellular component: membrane. Bases 376 to 1518 code for a protein of 380 amino acids. The transcript has 3 exons. Gene Ontology annotation, molecular function: G protein-coupled receptor activity. NCBI's taxonomy places the organism in Eukaryota, Metazoa, Arthropoda, Merostomata, Xiphosura, Limulidae. The record is from RefSeq and is a predicted model, not a curated record.
ACAAACGUCUCUUUCUAAGCGUAAUGGAAAUAGAAUGAAACAUUGAUGAAAGGAGAACAAAUUCAUAGAUGUGAGUUCAGAGAAAAACGUUGUUUUUUGACUAUGGUUAAAAAAUAAACAUCUAUUGAAGAAAAUCCCGCAUCUUAUAUUUUUACGUGCCGUAUUUUUAGAAAAUAUUUGAAAUAUUUACUUACUGCCUUCUUUGAAACAAACCCUCAAAACACGUUAAGAGCUACCAGCUACGUGACCAUCUAAAGGAAGAUUCUUCUGACAGACAACGCGCAACAGCAUUUCAUCCAUUAUGAAGACUGAAACACAGACACUGACAUAGAAGUAGAUGUGAGAAAGGGUGUUUCGGCAAAAAGCUAGAUUCACAUGCAUCAGAUAUCCAGUGAUUCCGCAGGAAUGGUGGCCAAUUUAACAGCGACAAAUCAAUGGUCGUUCCCCACAACUAGCAGUUUAUCAUAUAAAGAGAGUAAUGUUGAUAACGAAACGAUGGCCAGCUGGAAUGGUGUGUCCAGGUUGAUUUUCCUCUCUGGCACAGCUACUGUCGGUACAAUGGGUAGUAUUUUUGCUAUCACUGCUAUAGCAGUGAUUGAUCCUUUGCAAGUCCGAGGAAACAUCUAUUUAGUUAGCCUGGCCUUAGCCAAUUUAUUGGUCACGGGUCUUGUGCUUCCAGCUUCUUGCAUAGCUAUCUUGGCGUCAAUUCCCCACGACCAAGGUAUAUGUGCAUUUCAGUGGUUGGUUAUGGAGGUUUGCUUUUUGGUCUCCGUGUUGACCUUUAUGUUCAUAGCAAUGGAAAACUUCGUGGGGCUUGGUAGUGUUAUCAGCUAUGACUUCUGCUGCACGAGGAACCGGAUCGUCACCACAGUGUCAACCAUUUGGUCUACAGCUGUCGCCUUUUCUGUUGGUCAGCAAAUAACUGGCUUUGGUCCUUCACUUUGUGACUCCUCCGCCCCCGUCUGGCUACCAUAUCAUGCUGUAUGUGGGCUUUUACUGGUCAUGAUGCCUAUUCUAAUUUCCAGCUCCUAUUUUGUUAGAGCCAUCUUCAAAUUAAAGGCUUUUAAGCUCCAGAUGGAAGCUUUGGAAGAUCCCACAGCCUACGUGCUGACAGACGAGGCAGUACUGAAAAGCAAUAUAGUAGUCUUUAUAUUGAUGCUGAUGAUGUGGAUACCAACAGUCGUCGUUUCGGUCGUGGGCUCAAUCCAUCCUGUUGGUCAAAAGCUUAUUGACGUCACCUGGUGGAUAUCACUGAGUAAUUCUUGUCUCUACAGCUACGUUUACGCCGCGACGAACAAAGAUUUCAGGGAAGCCUUUAAUAAGCUAUUCUAUUACUUUUGUUGCAAAAGUCAUGUAUCAUUUUCUCGGAAAUCACGUGAUGUAAGAAGGAAUGGAGCUGAUGGUAGGGGACUACGUGUUCACAUCAUCCCAGGACUAAACAUCUACGCCCAAAGAAAAGAUCCAGCAAAAGAUCCCUUAAGAAGUUUCCAGCUUAAAAAGGGUUCAAGUGAACUCUAAAGUAGCCCAAUUGAUUUCCUUUAGGGAUUCAUUCUGGCGUUAUGUCCAUAGUAGUUUGUAUGAGCUAUAAAUAAUUCCUGUAUGUGUACACAGGAAUAGUCUUGAACAGUUGAUGAGUUUUCUAGUUCGUUUCUUUCUGUUGAUCAAAGUAUAUAUAUAUCACAAAUUAAACAAUAUUCUAUUUAAAUUGUUCUUCAUCAUAUUAUAGAUUUUGUUUGAAGUAUUUAAACACUCUAGGGCUUCUAAAUGCAAAUAUUAUGUAUGCUUAUUAAUGUCCCAAAUCAGUGGAUCGAUAGACACGAAAUUUAUUUUCAAAUGCGUUACAUUGAACCUUCUAUAUUCAAUCUCUCUUUGGUACAGUGGCAUAGCAAUAAGUGGGCAAUCUGCUGCAGAGGACCCCUAAGGGGUCCCCCAAAAUUAGUAUUUGAAAUUUGAAUAUUGAAAUUAAGAGGGAAAUAUUCUCAAAAUGUUUUGAGGGAGGGCAAUAAAAUAUUUUGCCCUAAGGUUCUUUGAAACCCAGUUACACCACUGAUGGAGUCUGGAACGUAUGACAAUAACGUUUCUUCUAGCAUUUAAGCCAUAUUCAAAAACUUGAAAGAGCAAACAAGAACUCGUAAGUAUGUAAGAACACAAGUAAACUAGUCCAAAUUGAACGGACAUAACACUAAGGUAUAUACUUAAAAUUUCUUAUUGAAAAAAAAAGAAAACCAUACAGUAAACCUUUAUGGUGGUGAGAAAAGUGUUUCAUUGUUUUAUGUUUUUAUAGGAGAUGAGAUCAUAUGACGAGUAUCCAUGGCCAAUCCUGACCUUUCUGUGAAAAGUAAUUCUUAAUUGCACUUCUUCAUUUGUGUUUGGAAAUGAUAGAAUUGCGAAUAUCAUUUCAAUCUGCUACUAUACUGCAAAACAACGGCAUUAAGUAAAAUAAACAAAUGGGGAAAUAACCUCUCCACAUUCACCCACUUCUUAUAAAGUGAAGUUGCAUAUAUGGAUAUAUAUGUCUACGAUAUAAUCUAACUCAAAUUUUGAUUAUAUCUUAAACGAAGGUAUUCGCUAAAAUAGGAGCUAGGCGUGGCUUAAUGGUUAGCGUGCCGUAGUGCGGAUCUGAAGAUUCGAAGUUCAAGCCAUGAUAUCCCUCUGAACAAAUUCCACAACUUCAAUUGUGGGAGUGUUAAAAGUAUAACAGUCAAUAACUGUAGCACGGGCGGCUAGUGUUGUUGCCUGGUUGCUCUCAGUAUGGUCAGUUUUUCUAAACUAGGAAUGGCUGUGUUUGAAACUUGGAAGUACCUGACCUGGCUGUUUAACCAACCAACGUGUUUCAUAAGUUGCUGUUCAGGUUUAAAAUACUAACCACCAAAAUACAGUAAAAUACAUUUCGUAUUCUGACAGUUCUCCCUUAUUUUUUUAAAUAAAGCUGUUAAUCAUGAAUAACAUCUUACUUUAAAGUAGAAAAAAAACAAGUGCGAGAAAAGAGACAGCGAUGAUAUGUUUUAAUAAACUUAGAAUAAGUAAAAUUCUGGUAAAAGUAAAAAAAAAAAGAAGGGAUUUUCUGCUUAUCAACGUCUUGAUGUAAAUCGUCUUAAGACGUAAAGAUUUCAGUACUUCUGCUAUCAGUAGUUUGAGUAUUGAUGUGAAUGCAUAUCUUACACCAGUCUAAAACCGAACAUAUCCAGUAGAUUGUAAUAGCAGAGCUUUGUAGGUCAAGAUAACUAUUUUACUAAUAAAAUUGAUAAUUCAUUGUGUAAUUGAAAUGUUCAUGUAAUAUUGAUGUGUUUUCUCGUGUUGUUUUAAUUUUGUGGUGUGUUUGUGCAACAUUCAAUUUGAUGAAUGAAUUAUGAAGAAUUAUAUAUAUAUAUAUUUAAUACAUGCUGCUUGUGAAGUAUGUGCUAUUAAAUGAGAAAUUAUAAAUAUAUAUUCUUAACGAGAGACAAAAUGUACUGUUUUAUUGACGAUACUCUCCACUACCUUCAUGAUGUUCAUUUCUUAAUCAUUUUCAUGUCUAUUUUUUUUUUUCGGUUAUGAUAUUCUUGUCACUAGUUUUUCUCCAAUACGCAUGUCAUUACUAUUACAAAAUAAAUUUCACGAAAGUUUGUACGGUAUAAUAUUUCACGUUUUGUUUUGCAAAAUUGAUUUGUGUGGUUAAUAUUUUGGAAAUGUUUAGCUUACUGGCUGAUUUUUAUAUGUUUAAUUUAUUGGAUGCUGGAUGAUUUUGUUUUAUCUUAAAUUAUUUCAUUAUUUUAAAUUAAUGGGCAUCAAAUUUGCUUGCCAUAAACUCAGAUUAAUAUUUCAGUACAAUAUGUAUAUAUUCCAUGUAUUUAAGUGAACGGACGAGGUUUAUUGAUUAUCGUGUCGAACUGUAAGUCCGAACAUCCUUAGUUCACGGCUCAUUGCCGCAAAAACACGCCCCGCAUGUUUGGGCCAUAUUUGCGUUAUAAGAGUAACGGUAAAAUCUCAUUAUUCGAUUAGAGUAGCGAAAGAAUUAGCAAUGGGCUGUUGACUAACUGCUGCUUUUCCUUAAGCCUAUCAUUACUUUUUUAGAAUGAAAUGUCGGUCAAACCUCAACUUAAAAAAUUGUGAUUAUUCGUCUGUUUGUUUGGGAUAUUUACACUAAUUUACACAAUAACUAUCUUCUGUUCUAGCAAAAUCUAAUUUUGAACUAAAAGACUAGAGAGAAGGCAAAAAUUCUUCGGCACCCACCACCAACUCUUGGGCUACACUAAUCUAACAGUUGGAUUUGAUCAUUUAAUCCUCACGUUUAUAAGACAUCUACGAACUCAAAGUCCGUAAUGAUAUAUUUCGUGGCAACGGAAUAAAGAAUUGUGAAAGUUUAUUUCUAGAUAUAUCUUAUCUAAGAACCUUGAAGAAGUGAAAAUAUACUUAACAGUUUUAAACCUCAGGGAGUUAUUAUCACACUUUAAAAUACCUUACAAAUGUUUAAAUAAUUAUUGUGGACGUUUUUGAGAUAUGAAUAAGGUUAAAUCGAUGAUAUCAGUCUAAUUAACAUUGUUUUAUCGAGGCGAUAUCCGUUAGCUUGAUCUAUGUAUUUUUUAUGCAAACACGGCUAUUUAUGUACUGUUUAUUUAUUGAAGAGACUUGGUGGAUAAACAAUGUCUAACGCUACAUGGUGUUAACGACAUUGUAUACUUGAACACCACGUACUUCUAGUUGGUGUGAACGAGGUAGUAUACUUGAGCAACAUCAACUUGUAAUUGAUUUUUAUGUACCCAAAUGCCAAAUGAACCCAUAUUCUACUAAGUGGUGUGAACGUGACUGCAUGCAUGAAAAACAUGUUUAUUCUACUUGGUGUGGACGAAGCCAUACUCAUCAACAUAGUGUGGACGAGGCGAUAUGCAUUUAUUGUUGGCGUGUGUGUGAACAAUGCUAUAAGCGGGAGUGUCAUGUACUUUUCAUUAGUGUGGUCAAGACUACUUGCAUUAGCAUCAUGUGCUUCUAGUAUGUGUCGACAGGACUACAGGCGUGAGCACUCUAUAGUUUUUGCUGGUGCGGACGAACCUAUAUGCUUGAUCACUGAGUGUUUUUUAUUGGUGUGAAUAAGGUUAUAUAAAUGGAUAUUAUAUGCUUUUUUAUUGGGGUGGACGUGCACGACUGCCAUGUAUGAACAUCGUUUGUUUCUAGUAGGUAUGGACGACUGCAUGUAUGAACAUCGUUUGUUUCUAGUAGGUAUGGACGACUGCAUGUAUGAACAUCGUUUGUUUCUAGUAGGUAUGAACGACCCUAUAUGCUUGAUCUCUAUGUAGUUCUAAUUGGUACAGUAAAAAUUGUAUACGCGCAUACACUUGGUUGCCAGGUUGCUGGUUACGCCCCUGGUCUAUGGUUAGUUAAUUUUUAAUCGUUUUUUUUAUUUGGUUGAUCAUAUUUAUCAAACUUGGAAUAUUAUUUUACAAGCUAUGAUCAGAAUUAGUUAAACUGACUUUUAUAAGAGCAACAACAACUCACUGUUUAGAUUGUUUCAAAUCUUUGAUAUUAAAAGUGUCUUAGAACUUGGAUAGUAAGAAUAAAGUAAAUUAUGUUUGUUUUUACAUGUUUAAUACAAAGCUAUAUAGUAUCCAAAUGUUCAUAUGUUUUAUAGUGAAAGUGUAAAAAGCUUGUAUUUUUGAUGUUUGUGAGUAACAUAAUUGU